UAGCGGUCGGUCGUUGCUGGUUGCGUCUCGCAGCAGGAAUUUGGGGAGUGGAAAUUCCGCUGUUAUACUUUCACGGCUCGCCUCGUAUUCCUGACAUUUGUGCUGUGAACACAGAGAGAGAAAGAGGCGGAGAGAGAAAUACGGAGUAAAAUCUGGAGAGUUUCUCCUCCGAUGUUCCUUGCGUUUCACUGAAAACCGGUUAACUACUGAUUUUUCCUCAUUUCAUUUUCCACUUGGAAGUAUCGAUCCUGUUUUCCCAAGGUUUGGCAAAUAAUCGCAGGCUGUCACCUCUGGAUGUUCCCCUUUUCGUGAUUCUUAAUUCUUCUCUGCUUUUUGGAUUAUAUUCUUUAUUUAGAUGGCAAGUUGUUCCCUGACAGACACAGGGAUCUGCUCCUGAAGCUCGCAGGAUGCUGGGGAGCCUACAACAACCAGACCUCUUACUUUGAGACAAUCUGCGCGUAUUUCUGUCGCUUUUGGACGUAAACCCUCCCUGGACGUUUCUCCCACCUUUAUUUUUCUUUGACAUAAUGUCUGUUUUGUACAAUCUAAGGAUGCGUAGUGGAUUGCUAUUGUUCCUUUUCACCCAAGUCAUCCUGGUUGCUUCGUUGACUCAGAGUGACAAAUGCGGGGCGAAUAUAGAGAUCGACAACGCGGACUACCUGACCUCCCCCGGAUAUCCAAGUGCUUACCCGCCCUCCCAGCAGUGUGUGUGGGUGAUCACAGCCCCGGAGCCCGGCCAGAAGAUCCUCAUCAACUUCAACCCGCAUUUUGAUCUGGAGGACAGAGACUGCAAGUACGACUUUGUGGAGGUGUACAACGGCGGGGACGAGCUUUCGCCCAUGUUGGGAAAGUUUUGCGGGAAGAUCGCACCGUCUCCGAUCAUCUCCAGCGGCAGCCAGCUGCUCAUCAAGUUCGUCUCCGACUACGAGACACACGGAGCGGGAUUCUCCGUGCGCUACGAGGUCUUCAAGACAGGUCCAGAAUGUUCCAGGAACUUUACGGCUCCCAGAGGCGUUAUCAAGACACCGGGCUUCCCCGAAAAGUACCCCAACAACCUGGACUGCACCUUCAUGAUCUUCGCCCCCAAGAUGUCCGAGAUCGUGGUGGAGUUUGACAGCUUCGACAUGGAGCCCGACACCACGCCGCCGCCGGGCGCUCUCUGCAGAUACGACUGGCUGGAAAUCUGGGACGGCUUCCCUGCAGUGGGUCCCCACAUUGGCCGCUACUGUGGCCAGACGUCCCCGGGCCGCGUGAUCUCCUACACGGGCAUCCUGUCCAUGACCAUCACCACGGACAACGCCAUCGCCAGAGAGGGAUUCUCCGCCAACUACACCAUGCGUGAGAGGAUCCUCCCCCCGGGACACGAAGACGAGGAUUUCGCUUGCAUGGAGCCACUGGGCAUGGAGUCGGGGGAAAUCUCCUCGGAGCAGAUCACCGCCUCGUCCCAGUAUAACUCCAACUGGUCCCCCGAACGCUCGCGGCUUAACUACCAGGAGAACGGCUGGACGCCGUCAGAUGACACCGUCCGAGAGUGGAUACAGGUGGACUUAGGAUUCCUCCGCUUCGUCACAGCCAUCGGCACACAGGGAGCGAUCUCCAUAGAGACGAAGAAGCACUACUACGUCCAAUCGUACAAAGUGGACCUGAGCUCCAACGGCGAGGACUGGGUCACCUUGAAGGAGGGCUCCAAGCAGAAGAUCUUCGAGGGGAACCAAAACCCGACAGACGAAGCUCGCUCUUUCCUCCCCAAACAAACUCUGGCUCGAUACAUCCGGGUCCGCCCCAUGUCCUGGGUAGGAGGCAUCUGCAUGCGCCUCGAGCUCUACGGCUGCAGGACGUCAGACUACCCAUGUUCGGGGAUGCUGGGCAUGGUGUCCGGUCAGAUCUCCGACGCUCAGAUCAGCGCCUCGUCUUACGCGGACCGCGGCUGGGUGGCUGAAAACGCUCGCCUGCUCACGGGGAGAUCAGGCUGGACCGGGCAGCAAACCAAGCAGCCCUUCAAGAACGAGUGGCUGCAGGUGGAUCUGGGUCAGGACAAAAUGGUGAGCGGCGUGGUUAUCCAGGGAGGGAAGCACCGCGACAGGAACGUCUUCAUGAAGAGGUUCAGGGUCGGACACAGUCUGGACGGAGAGGAGUGGACCAUCGUCAAGGAGGACAACACCAGCAAGCCCAAGAUUUUCCUCGGGAAUCAGAACCAGGACACCCCUGAGCUGAGGUCCACAGGUUCCCUCCUGACCCGCUUCAUCAGGAUCUACCCAGAGAGAGCCACCACUGAGGGGCUGGGCCUGCGCCUGGAGCUGCUGGGCUGCGAGCUGGACGAUAUUACUACAACAUCCGCCCCCACCACACCCGGCGCCUCCACCCUCCCCAUGACCACGUUCGGAGCGACCACCACCGCGCCCAUCACCAUCCCCGGCACGACCGCGGGCUCAGACUGCGAGGACGGACGCGACUGUGGCGGCGAGACCGACGCUCCGGAAGACUACGACACCGCGAUGGCAGGAGGCACCACGGCGGCCGAACCCAUCCUCGACUUCAUACCAGCAUACGUGUGGUUUGCCUGUAACUUUGACUUCUCGUCGUUCUGCGGCUGGACCAAAGAGACGGGGACGGGGGCAGAGUGGCUUAUCCAGGCCAACGGGGCCCCUACUGUCCACAGGGGGCCGACCCUCGAUCACACAGGCGGACCGGGGAACUUCAUCUACAUGCAGCUCGGUGACAGUGAGUUUCCGAGGAAACUUGGUGGUGAAGGCGAUGAUGAAGAGCAGAAGGUGGCCAGUUUAGCCAGCGUGCCCAUCCCGUUGACGGACGCCGACCUGUGCAUGUCCUUCUGGUACCACAUGUUCGGCGAGCAUGCGGGGGCGCUGCACAUCAAGCAGAGGAGGGAGGAGGAGACGGGGGGACAGAUCCUGUGGACGGUCAGCGGGCACCAGGGCAGCCGCUGGAGGGAGGGGAGAGUCCUGCUGCCUCACUCCAGCGUCUACUAUCAGGUGGUGGUUGAAGGCAUUGCAGAGAGACGCAGUGCAGGUCACAUAGCUGUGGACAACAUCCAGAUCAUAGAUGGACUCAGUUUGGAGGACUGCAAGGAUCCAGAAACUCCUACAUCUCCACCAACGGAGAUCUUCAUCCUACCGAUGGACUCCCUCUCCCAGGACAACGGCGAGCUGGGGGGCCCGGGCAACAUGCUGAAGACCCUGGACCCCAUCCUCAUCACCAUCAUCGCCAUGUCGGCGCUGGGCGUGUUCCUGGGCGCCAUCUGCGGCGUGGUGCUGUACUGCGCCUGCUCGCAGGGCAGCAUGACGGACAGAAACUUAUCCGCGCUGGAGAACUAUAACUUUGAGCUGGUGGACGGCGUUAAGCUAAAGAAGGACAAGAUGAACGGACAGAAUAACUACUCAGAGGCGUGAGGCGGGAAGAGCUGCGGGUAUCACUCUGCGCGGACAUUGCAGCCAAUCAUGUGGGAGUAAAAAACACGGGGUCCGAGGCCUCUAAAGGGACGGCAGGGUGGGCUGAAAGUGAGCCAAUGUAAUUUUUUUUUCUCAGGAGCGGCAGUGAGAAGGACUGACCUGCAGGGGGCACUGUGUAUAAAGAAUCUGUACAGCAAAAAAAAAAAAAAAGCAGAAAAACUAAGGAUUCUAUUUGUUUUUCGGUGUUGAUUUCAUGUAAUCACAUGCUGGUGUUGAGACCAAUUCAGAAGAAAGUAUUGUUUGUGUACUUUAUGGAAAGAUUUGUUUUGUUUGUUUGUUUGUUUGUUUUUCAGAUGUUGUAGUUUCACAGAGAGGAGAAUGUGGAAUUUGCUAUUCGGACAUAAUGGCUCUUUAGCUCGCCAUAUGUCCGUAUGAGUGUGUGUGAAAGAGUGUGUGUCACAUUCAUAUACUGUAUAUGCAUUUAAGGUGUGUAUCAUUCAGUCUAGAUGUAGGCAUGUAUGUGUGCAUCACACUCAAAUAUAUACGAAUUGCAAGCAUUUUACUGUGUGUGUGUGUGUGUGUGUGUGUGUGUGUGUGUGUGUGUGUGUGUGUGUGUGUGUGUGUGUGUGUGUGUGUGUGUGUGUGUGUGUGUGUGUGUGUGUGUGUGUGUGUGUGUGUGUGUACACGUGUCAAAUCCAUAUACAUCUGCAUUGAAGGUGUGUAUCAUUCGGAGUAGGCGUGCAUCACACUCAUCUGCAUACAUGAGUUGCAAGCAUUUUUCUUUGUGUGUGAGUGUGUGUGAGAGUGUGUGUGAAGGCGGUUGACCUGUGUCUAGUUCCAACAGUGCCUUUUUUUUCCUCCAAUUUUUCUGUUGCCUUGUUUUUCUGUUGGUUGUUGAACUCGCUUCAUCCGUCCGGGGAGGUUCCUACACAAAAACAUGGGGAAAGGUCCGUACUUUUUCCUAGAUUGUUAUUAAACUAAACUAUUGUUUAUGUUUUGGUAUUGUACGGUCGAAUAUCAAACGUCGGUGUUGAUUUUAAGCUCUUCUUGCCUUGAUGACAGUCGUGCUGACACGGAUAAAAAUGUCAAAAUCCAGAAAACUUUGGGAAAACUUUUGGACUUCAGAAUGGGAAAGUUGUAGGAGCCCUGAAAGCUUCAUGUUCAUGGCACAUGACACAUCCAACAUAUUGUACAUAGGUUUUAAUAUAUUUGAGCGCCCUUUUCUAUAGAAAACGACACCAGUGCCGCAGUCUCCUUUCUCUGUUGGAAUCAAACUAAUCCUCUAAAAAUGUACAGAGAAAAUAUUCAUUUGUGCUGGAUGUGGUUGCCAUUCUAUGAUAAUUUCUGUUGUUGUUGUUGUUGUUGUUUAGUUUCUGUUUGUGCUCUGAGAACAGGGAGGAUUUUAUAUCGAUGGAAAAGGCUUUGAGAUUAUGGAGAGAUGCCUCAUGGGAAGGGAGGUUUUUGUACAGGGUAACACGGACAACCUCACCAAAACGAUGACAGCUAGUCAAGAUGGAUUUUAAUAUUUUCACCACUGACAGUUUUCGCUGGCACACAAAAAUGACUUCUGGACCUUUAAGACGUGUGUGUGUCCAGCCAUCAGAGAGGCCUCCAACAGCAUCUUUUAUUGAACUGUGAGGAUGUGGAGGCUCUAAAUGAUGACUGUCCUGAAUGAAAAACAAAGAAAUUAUGUUUGCCAUGACAAUGCUGUACUCUCUGUCGGUGUUUUUCCUGUGUCGACUAUCAGAGGAGAAAUCUAGUGGCUAACUGCAGCCGAUCAUUCUGUCCAAUUCUUGCCCCACACAUCCCUUUCUCUUGUGCUAAAGUGGCCAUAAGACACAAUGAUGUCACAUUGUCAGAACAAAGAUCAGUUUACUAGCCAAUCAGAGCAGAGACCUAACAGAUAUGCUUUGCAAAACAAUAACGCUCAUUCACUUAAUUUGUUGUUUUGUAAAAAUCGGAAUUUUGAUUUGUAAUUUGCAGUGUCAACACGAUUCUGCAGCAGGAUCAUUUCAAUUAAUAAUUUUCUUAGCCUUAAAAAAAGGUCUCCUUUAGCUGGAAUCUAGAGAGAUCAGUGCCCUUUUACAGCAGCAGACUCAACAACUAAGGAAACCACAAAGGACAUAAGGACAAAAUUAGCUUAAACUUGAUUGGUUCCUUUUCAAACAUCUUAGUAAAAAAUUGGUUAAAAGCUGAAAUUAAUUAGCGUUUUCAAGACAGUGCAAGUAAAAAUGCUACGUUUUGUUUUAGCUUCUUUAGCUAACGUGUUGUGAUAAGUCAAUAACCUUGUCAACCUCGAACAGAUGUUCACUCUGUGAUAAUUAACAGGAAAGUUCGUACUCUAUGCUGACGAUACUUUACUAUAUAUUAAAAAGCCAUUUAGCAGGUUUUACAUGUUUUGUGUCCCCUGUUGCGCUGCACUGUGGAAGUUCUGCCCUUUUUAAUGUAGCAUCACAUGAACUAAAAUUGUGGUAAAAAACUUUAAUUAUUUCUUUGAGGAUGAGGUUUUACAGACAUGUUGUUGGAAAGGAAAUCCACCUCCUCAGUCAGGUUGAAUGAAAUCAUUGUCAAGUUGCAGUAAAGAACAUUACUGAUAAUUCCAAGGUGCUCUGACUGUCGAGAUGUUCAUUAUUUGCUCUUGAGAACGACGCUGGUUUUAAAAUAUCUACUACAUAUGUUUACAUUAGAAGACACAGACACAGAUUAUCAAAAUUAUAAUAAUUUCCGUCUGACCGAAUGUGGUUCCCACCCCCCCCCCCCCUUCAAAGAGAAAGGAUUCUGCAGCACUGAAAAACAAAAUGUUGCACUGAUAUAUUUAAAAAUAAAAAAAAGAAUCUGUGUUUAUGAUGUUGAUCUAUGAAAAGAGAGGUAGAAGAAGGAAGGAGAGGACAGUGUUAUUGUUGCUUCUUUUUAACACAGUUUCAGAUGACAGUGUUAUAAUUCUGAGAUGGUUUUCAUUCUCGAAAAAGCUUACUAUAUGCGUCUCUUUGAAACGUAACAAUUUUAUUUACUUGGUAUAAUAUCACCUUGUUUUUGUACCGUCACUGAUGUACGUGCCAUUGUUUUUUUCUUGUUUUUUCUUUGUAUGACAACAUUUUUUAAGUACUGCUUCUGUAAUUUUUUGCUCUCUCAGAUCUGGGAAAAUACAAGGAAAGGAAAUACGGAAGUGAAAAAAUAACAAUGGAAAAGCAGUGAGGCCUUACGUGACUAAAAGUAUUGUUUGUACUUUGACUUUCUGGUCAGACUCAUCCGUCUCUGUCGUCUCUGAUCAUCGACUAUUACAUUCCAAAGAAUUGGAUCAAAUAAAUGUUUUAAAUAAAAAAAGUGCUCUGCUGUUUCUGUCCCACCUCA
Eleginops maclovinus (Patagonian blennie) is the source of this 6758-nucleotide messenger RNA. Its product is annotated as neuropilin-1a-like. Gene Ontology annotation, biological process: positive regulation of endothelial cell migration; neural crest cell migration; vasculogenesis. Gene Ontology annotation, molecular function: semaphorin receptor activity; vascular endothelial growth factor binding; vascular endothelial growth factor receptor activity. Lineage: Eukaryota; Metazoa; Chordata; Actinopteri; Perciformes; Eleginopidae. Gene Ontology annotation, cellular component: axon; focal adhesion; plasma membrane. Bases 528 to 3407 code for a protein of 959 amino acids. The record is from RefSeq and is a predicted model, not a curated record. The transcript is spliced from 18 exons.